Messenger RNA from Orbilia oligospora ATCC 24927, 1230 nucleotides. RefSeq lists its product as uncharacterized. The transcript has 3 exons. The record is from RefSeq and is a predicted model, not a curated record. Bases 1 to 1230 code for a protein of 409 amino acids. Lineage: Eukaryota; Fungi; Ascomycota; Orbiliomycetes; Orbiliales; Orbiliaceae.
AUGAAGCGUAUUAUCUCGCCCUCGGAGUGGAUGUACACUCAGAAUCUUUGCCGAAUAAUUACUUGGUUGACUUCUGAGGGUCAGAAGUCUAACAUUGUGGCUUCUGAGCUCGUCUCAAGUACGAAUGAUUGGCUCCAGGGCGUCCAAAACGCCAAUACAUCCGCAGCAGAGUAUGCGGAAUUUUUGGAUACGUCGGAAGAAUGGGUUGAGGUUGUUUGGGCCAAUUUCUUCGGGUCUGGCGAAUCUUAUCGCGAAUUUAUCGCCCUCGUAAACGGCGUAAUUCCCGCUCUAGGUCAUCCCACACAGUCAGCACACUUCUUGCCUCUGUUUGCCUCUUUAACGAUUAUCACUACGAUAGUAUUUGCUCUCCGGAUAUAUUCUCGACUCAAGGUUGGGGGGUAUAUUCGGGCUUAUGACUGGAUUAUUCUCGCUGGAUUUAUAAUAACUCUGGCGACUGGAAUUAUGAGAGCUUACAUUUUGACUGGUCCUGUUCACUAUAGAGGCGUCUGGGAUCAAUCAUGGGAUGAUUACAACGCUCUUGAAUCCUCGAGCUUGGCCAACAACAUAUGCUAUCCCAUCGUCGUAUUCCUCGUUAAAACUUCUCUCCUAUUGUUCUACUACCAAUUGACAGCUUGGAAACCACUGAGAUGGGCUACUAUCAUCACCUUUGCUGUUGUAACAUGCAAUUCAUUGGCCCUUCUUUUUGGGUACACAUUCAGGUGCAUCCCAGUCCUUGGAUGGAGAGGACUAAACUUUCUCAACGCCUACUGUCCUGUCAAAGUCUGGAAGCUAGAGCUCGGAACAUCGAUAGUUAAUAUCGUUACUGAUGUUGUGAUUUGGUUGAUCCCUCUUCCCAUGAUAUUCAAGAUCAUUCAUACCCCAACGGAAAGGUUUCUUGCGGUGCUUACAUUUGGUAUUGGUGCUUUGGCAUGUAUUUGCUGUGGUAUGAGAUUGAGUGUUAUGCAUAACGCUUGGUUUAGUAAAGAGAUUGGGAAACCUAUGGAUAGCAGCAUUGUUGCAACGUGGACGCAAACGGAGUUGUAUAUGGCGAUAAUCUGCAGUUCUGUUCCUGCUAUUAGAGCUUUGAUUAUUAAGAAGGCGCCGAGGAUUCUUGGGUUUACGGAGGGUAAUGUUGAUUCUAUGGAGAAGUCACAGGAAGGACGGACGGCAGGGAAGGAUGGUGAAGCCUCUGUGGAUGUCCGAAGUGUUGAACCUGUAUCUCCAGUUUAA